Molecule: messenger RNA, 3322 nt
Organism: Danio rerio (zebrafish)
Lineage: Eukaryota; Metazoa; Chordata; Actinopteri; Cypriniformes; Danionidae
Gene: plrdgb
Product: PITP-less RdgB-like protein
Biological process (GO): intermembrane lipid transfer; phospholipid transport
Cellular component (GO): endomembrane system
Molecular function (GO): metal ion binding; phosphatidylinositol transfer activity
Source: RefSeq, marked validated
CACGCUCGUCAGAGAUGCGCUCGUGUGUCAGGAUAGGCUACUUUCAGAUUGAUGCGUCAUAGUAGUUCUCAUCCCGAUCACUUUUGGCGCGAUUCUGGAGAUUUAAUUCUGACAUCCGCGUCUGAUUGAAGUGAGCAGUUAGAAGAACACUGGACUGCACUUUCGCGGGUUUUUUGGUGCGGCGUAACUAAUGUUCGGUCACCUGUGCGAGCAGGCAGGUGGUCUCCGAGAAUAUACGUGGACUUGGAGAACGAGCAAUUGACUCCAAACUAGCCCACAAUGACAGACAGGAUGACACAGGAGACGCGAGUACCCUCUCGAAAACACAGCGCCUCCCACUGGAGACUCCAGAACAUCGCUCAAGAGUCUGUGGAAAGCUCUGACGAGGAGUUUUUUGAUGCCCGAGAUGUCAUGGAGGGGAAGACGGCUUUACUCCUGGAAAUGAGCCAGUGGAACUCAAAUGACCUGGUGGAGCAGAUCGAGACACUGGGACACCUGGAGCACUCCAGAGAGAGCCUUUACAGACUGCGGCACCCUCGAUGUGCACCUCAGAGCAGCGUGGACGGUCUGGAAGAUAUGGAGAGGAAGUGCAGGACGCAGUUACUCAUCCUGGUGAUUCAUGGAGGUCAUAUCUUGGACUCUGGAGGUGGCGAUCCUGGAGGGAAGGCGGGAGACGCUGCCACUCUGGCGUCUGUGUUGGAGCGUGUGGCGCGGGCACAUUUCCAGGCGGCCGCAGACAGCAUGCUGGUCAGACUGGUGCCCUGCCCACCCGUGUGUGCUGAUGCCUUUACCCUGGUCUCCAAUUUGAACCCCUACAGCUACGAUGAAAACUGUGUGUCCACCAGUGUGGAUCAUCUGCCGCUGGCCGCUCUCCCCAUCCUUGCCAUCGCUGCCCCUCAUUACCAGAAUGCUGUCGCUGCGGUUAUUGCUCAGGCAAACCAGGUUUACAGAAACUUCCUUCAGUCCCCAGAGGGAGUGGGCUUCACAGGACAGGUGUGCCUGGUGGCAGACUGUGUUGGCGGUGUCCUUUGUUUUGACGCCUUGUGUUUCAGUGGUGACAAGCAGCACAGAAGCCCUGAGGGUGGCAGCACGAACAACAGUACAGAGAGUCUGAAGGAGAAGCCAGGUGUGGUGAACUCUCUGAGCCCCACACUCCGAGGCAGCAAACGCCUGAGCAAGAGCAACAUUGAUGUGUCAACCCCGUGCGAUGUGCUGUCUGGAAUCCGCCAUCCGCUCAUCCGUAAGCAGAGCGACUCGUGUGAUGCAGACGUGGCCAGCGGUCAGCGAGAGGUUUUCAUCAGCAGUCUGUCUCAGGACGAUCAGUGUGGCUCCAGGCAGGCUCUCAGUCCAGGCUGCUUUGAGUUUGAAGUAUCAGACUGCUUUCUGCUGGAUGCCCACUGGGACAGUGCUGCGAUGAGGAGAACGGUGGUCCCUGGCGUGGAUGUGGCUCAGCUCAGGCCAGCUUGUUCGCAGAUUUUUAAUCUGUUUUACCCAUCGGACCCCUCUGCCUCACGCCUGGAGCCAUUAUUGCACUCAGUUCUCACCCAGUUGCCUCCUUUUCCUGUUCCCCGGUACCAGCGCUGCCCUCUGGGUGAUGGACGCUCCACUCUCAUUGUGGACACGGUGCUCAGACAUGUGACAGAGGGUGGUGUUUCUGCAGAUGGAGCAGCGGAUCAGUGCUAUGGAGGAAGUGUGUCUCGCAGAGGCAGUGAUCGAGCUGUUCCACUCGGCUCUGAGGGCACUGCCCCGAGCGAGCCUGUUAGCAUCUCACAAGUAUGCAGUAGGUGGUGGGGUUCGAAGAGGUUAGAUUAUGUGCUGUAUUGUCCAGAUGUGCUCACUACAUUUCCUACAAUAGCUCUGCCUCACCUGUUUCACGCUUCAUACUGGGAGUCCACAGAUGCUGUGGCUUUUAUUCUUAGACAGGUAAUGCGGUGUGACUGUCUGAAAGCCGGAGAGGCUGAUUGUUCGGACGCUAUUCCCAUCUCUCCAUCCAGUCCCCGAGAGAAAUGGCUUCGCAGACGAACACAUGUCAAACUACGGAACAUAACAGCCAAUCACAGAGUGCAUGAUGUCAUCGUGACAGAAGACGGGCCGCAGACGCUGGUGGGACGCUUUAUGUAUGGACCUUUGGACAUGGUCACUUUAACUGGAGAGAAGGUGGAUGUGUUUUUAAAGACUCAGUCUGGGUCUGGCCGCUGGGUGCUGUUCGACACUGUGGUGACCAGCAGCAGUGGACGCGUGUCCUACACCAUUCCUGAUAAUAAAAGACUGGGGGUCGGUGUUUACCCCAUCAAAAUGGUGGUCAAAGGCGAUCAGACGAGUGCAGAGGCUUUUCUCACAGUGCUUCCACAGGGAAUGGAGUGUGUGGUGUUUAGUAUUGAUGGCUCCUUCGCCGCCAGCGUUUCUCUUAUGGGUAGCGAUCCCAAAGUCCGGCCUGGAGCUGUGGAUGUGGUCAGACACUGGCAGGAUCUGGGAUAUCUGAUCAUCUACAUCACGGGCCGUCCUGACAUGCAGAAGCAGAGGGUGGUGUCUUGGCUCUCUCAGCACAACUUCCCUCAGGGAAUGGUCUUCUUCUCUGAGGGACUCGUUCAUGACCCAUUGCGUCAGAAAACCAUUUUUUUGAAGAGUCUGGUGAAAGAGUGUCACAUUAAGAUCAGUGCAGCAUAUGGCUCUAUGAAGGACAUGUCCGUGUACAGCACACUUGGACUGGCACCUAAUCAGAUAUACAUUGUUGGCAGACCAUCGAAGAAACAUCAGCACCAGUGUCAGUUUCUGAGUGAAGGCUACGCAGCUCAUCUCUCUACUCUUGAGUUUGAGCAUGGAUCUCGCUCUAAAAAGAACCGCAUGGUGCUUCGUCAGGGAUCGUUUGGCCUUUCCUCCAAAACGGACUUCCUGUCUCCAUCCCCGGACUUCCUGUCCUGCAAACGCACUCCGCUGCUGCGCCGGGCCAUGUCUGUCCAGCAGCCAUCUCCACCCUCGUCAUCUGUCUCCACACCCAAACCUGAGCGAGCGCAGAGCCAGCCUGAGUCACAUAAAGACGGACCUGAGAUUCGCAUUCAAUAUGAUGAUCAAGAUGAAGAGGAGGAAGAAGAGGGGAGAAUACAGGAUGUUGUGUUAUAAAGGAACUCCAUGAGUUCUGCUGAAGUCCUUUGUUGAUGGACCACACACAUCUGAUAGACACAAGAAGACACAUUGCAUUUUCCAACAUCAAGAUCUCAUCUUAAACAACUGUUCAACUGUUCAUCCCAAACACAAUGAUGGACAAGAACGGCUCAGCAAGCCGUUUUCAAACAAUCUACAGAUCAUACAAUCCCAUUAGACU